AUGGUGAAAAGAAAGCUCGGGGCCUUGGAAAAGGUCGAGGCUGACCUGCCCAACCUGCAGCACAAAAUCCGCAGAGACCCUAAGUCUUACGUCGAAGAUUUCCGCGCCCAGCACUACCAGUAUGAGUCGCAUCGCGAAAUCUUCAUGGCCGCGCCCACUUCGGCCACCGAUACCGGUAUCAUUUCACUCCGAGACUUGAUCGACUUCAUCUCUCAUGUGGCCGAUUGCUACCCGGAUAUCUUGAAAGAGUUUCCCCAGCAACUCACCGAUCUUUUGAUGCAGCACCACUUGGUGCUGCAGCCGGAGUUGAGGGAGAAGAUUGUUGGAAGUCUGGUUCUUCUUAAAAAGAAAGAGUGUAUUGAUUCGGCAACAUUACUUCACACUCUGUUCCCUAUACUCAUUUCCACCCCGAGCAAGACCCUUCGUGCUCUUCUAUUUCAGAAGAUCUUAUCUGAGCUUCGCACAGCAAAUUCGAAGACUACCAACCACAAGCUCAACCGGACUAUGCAAACUGUUCUCUUCAACUUGGUCACAUCGGAUCGCACAUCUUCAAAAGCACUCUGGGCUAUCAAAAUCACCCGUGAGUUGUGGAAGCGUCAGAUCUGGACCGAUGCCAAGACUGUUGAGAUCAUGAAGGAGGCCAGUCUCUCCGAGAAUGAGAAGGUCACUGCUGGUGGUGUACGCUUCUUCCUCGGGGGUGACCGAGAACGUGAAGAAAUGGAGGACGAGGAUAGUGACGCUGAUGUCGAUGUCGGUCGUAUUAAGCAUCAGCUUGGUAUCAACAAGAAGACUAAAAAGAAGGCACGCGUUGCCGAGAAGGCCAUGGCUCUUCACAAGAAGAAGGAGAAGAAGAAGGGCCAGCCUCAUCCGUUGAACUUCUCAGCUCUUCACCUGCUGCACGACCCUCAAGGCUUUGCGGAUAACCUCUUCACCAAGCACUUGAAGACUGCUAAGAUCAACCAGCACAACAGGGAACACAAACUUCUUGUUAUGCAGCUCGUCUCCCGUUUGGUGGGUUUGCACCAGUUGCACAUUAUGCCGCUGUAUUCGUGGUUCCAGAAGUAUCUCGUCCCAAAGGAAGCGAACGUGACUUCCUAUCUCGCGUCACUUGCUCAGGCAACGCACGAGUUGGUGCCUCCGGAUGUCCUCGAGCCUCUUAUUCAAAAGAUUGCCAACGAGUUCGUGUCUGAGGCCUCUGCUGGAGAGAUUGCUUCCGCUGGUCUCAAUGCCAUUCGUGAAAUUUGUGUUCGUCAGCCUCUUGCCAUGAACGAGACCUUGUUGCAGGAUCUCGUCAUGUACAAGAAGAGUAAGGAUAAGGGUGUGAUGAUGGCCGCUAAGGGUCUGCUCAGUCUCUACCGUAAUGUUGGUGCCGACAUGCUGAAGAAGCGCGAUCGGGGUAAGGAGGCCGCCAUGGGACUUCGUUCCGGUGACCGCGAGCAGAAGCGCUUCGGUCAGCAGGAGAAUGGAGGAAUCGAGGGUAUCGAGCUUCUGGAGCAGUGGAAGGCGGAGGAGCGCCGCAAGAAACGCGAGGAAAAUGGCCUGGACCCCGAUGCCGAGGGUGGCUCCGAUGAAGAGGAAUCCGAUUGGGAUGCCUGGAACGUCGAGGAUGACGAGGACAGUGAUGAUUCUGGCGGCUGGAUCAACGUUGAAAGCGAUGUAGAGAUCGACUUCAGCGAUUCUGAAGAUGAGGGCAAGGAUCGUCCGUCGAAGAAGGCUAAGCAGGAGGCUGAGGCCAAGAACUUCGAGGCUAAGGAUGCUGAGAGCAAGAAGGAAGCCAACGAGGAAGUCAAAAAGAUCUCCAAGCUGGCCACCACCCGCAUUCUCACCCCGGCCGAUUUGGCCAAGCUCGCCGAGCUCCGAGCUCAGGCGGCCAUUGACUCCUCGAUGCCCAAGGGCCGCCGUGCCCAGCUUGGUGACCGACACGUUGACGACGGUCUGACCGCCGAGGAGAUUGAAGGUCUCGCUUCUCUGUCCAAGGGCAAAUUGACGCGCGAGGAGCGUAUUGCCCACGCACGUGAAGGCAAAACCGACCGCUCAGAGCACAAGAGUAAAGAGGCCAGGCGCAAGGAGCGCAAGGAGGAGCAGGGCAAGAGUACCACCAACAAGGAGAAGGCCCGCCGAAAGAACUUCCUCAUGACUCUGGGCAAGGCACGAAGCAAGAACAAGCGCAGUCUGGUCGAGACCAGGGCUGUGUUGAAGGCGCAUCACGACCGUGCCAAGAGAGGUGGAAAGAGAGGAAACUUGGGAAACUAG
Messenger RNA from Penicillium maclennaniae, 2253 nucleotides. RefSeq names its product SDA1 family protein. Gene Ontology annotation, biological process: ribosomal large subunit biogenesis; ribosomal large subunit export from nucleus. The transcript has 4 exons. The coding region runs from base 1 to 2253 and encodes 750 amino acids. Lineage: Eukaryota; Fungi; Ascomycota; Eurotiomycetes; Eurotiales; Aspergillaceae. Gene Ontology annotation, cellular component: nucleolus. The record is from RefSeq and is a predicted model, not a curated record.